AAGAUUUAAAGAUCUAUUAAGAAUCUAGUAACUGCCAAAUAUGUGAAGCAAUAAAGACUUCAUUGUCUCUUAAGUUCUUUGUAGGGAGGAGGUAUGACAGUGGAAUCCAUUAGUCUUGUUUUUUUUCUGGAGUUGGAUUUCCCAUGUUCCUUCUUGUCUUUGUUCCUUUAUUCUCUUCUGAGCUAUUCUAAACUUCUGACCCAGAAUUAUCGAAGUUAGAUUUGUUGAUUUGGAAUGUAAAAAACCUUUGUUUCUGAGCAGGUUGAUGACAAUUAGAAGCAUGCUUUCCGCUGAACUUCCCUGGACACCAUUUCUUACACAGAAUGUCUGUGAGUGAGAACUCGGUUUUUGCCUACGAGUCUUCCGUGCACAGCACCAACGUCUUGCUCAGCCUCAACGAUCAGAGGAAGAAGGACGUGCUGUGCGACGUGACCGUCUUCGUGGAGGGCCACCGGUUCCGCGCCCACCGUUCAGUGCUGGCGGCAUGCAGCAGCUACUUCCACUCGAGAGUCGUGGGCCAGGCUGACGCGGAGCUCAACAUCACCCUGCCGGAAGAGGUGACCGUUAAAGGAUUUGAACCUUUAAUUCAGUUUGCAUACACUGCUAAACUGAUUUUAAGUAAAGACAAUGUGGAUGAAGUGUGCAAGUGUGUGGAAUUUUUAAGUGUACAUAAUAUUGAGGAAUCCUGCUUUCAGUUUCUCAAAUUUAAGUUUUUGGAGUCUACUGCAAACCAGCCAGAAUGGUCGAGAAAAAAGUGCUUUCCAUCACACUGUCAAAAGACAGACCUUAAAUUUUCACUUUUGGACAAGAGGGAUCUAGAAAUUGAUGAAGUGAAGGAAUUUCUGGAAAAUAAAAAUGUUCAGACUCCUCAAUAUAAACUCUGCGUUUCUCCAGGAAAUGCAAAAGUAUCACCUCCUCUGCAAGACAGUGCCAGUCAAACCUGCGAGUCCAUGUGCUUCGAAAAGGACGCUGCUUUAACUUUGCCAUCUUUAUGCCCCAAAUAUAGAAAAUUCCAAAAAGCAUUUGGAACUGACAGAGUCCGCACUGUGGAAUCCAGUGUCAAAGACGCUCGUACUUCUCUGCAGCCAAAUGAGACCCCCGAAAGCGAGUGCCCAGGAGGGGCCCUGGAGUGUGUGGAUUUGCAGGUGGCUUUAAAAUGUGAAGAAAGUAAAUUGACAAUGGACCCUGAAGAAACAAAGAAGAAAGAUCCUGUUUCUCAGUGCCCAACUGAAAAAACAGAAGAGACUCCUUUCCCCUACGGUUCUUCCACAGACCCUCACGGACUCUAUUCUCUGUCUCUUUUAACAUAUGACCAAUAUGGUGACUUGAAUUUUGCCAAUAUGCAGAACACAGCGGUGAUAACAGAAAAGCCUUUGUCGGGUACAGACAUUCAAGAUGAGAAAACGUUUGGUGAAAGUCAAGAUUUACAUCUGAAAUCUGACUCAGGUCCCAGGGAAGAUAGUAGCCUUGCCUCUGGCGACCGGAGCAGUGUAGAACGAGAAGUGGCGGAACACCUAGCGAAGGGCUUCUGGAGUGACAUUUGUAGCACGGACUCUCCUUGCCAAGCUCAGUUAUCACCUGCCGUGGCCAAGGAUGGCUCAGAACAGAGCUACUCACAGAAGCGGUCUGAGUGUCCCUGGUUAGGGAUCAGGAUCAGUGAGAGCCCAGAACCAGGUCAGAGGACUUUCACAACACUGAGUUCUGUCAACUGCCCUUUUAUAAGUACUCUGAGUACCGAAGCCUGUUCGAGCAAUUUGGAAAUUGGAAACGAUGAUUAUGUUUCAGAACCCCAGCAGGAACCUUGUCCGUAUACUUGUGUAAUUAGCUUGGGAGAUGACUCUGAGACGGACACAGAAGGGGACAGCGAGUCCUGUUCAGCCAGAGAACAAGAAUGUGAGGUAAAACUGCCGUUCAAUGCACAACGGAUAAUAUCACUCUCUCGAAAUGAUUUUCAGUCCUUGUUAAAAAUGCAUAAGCUGACUCCAGAACAGCUGGAUUGUAUCCAUGAUAUUCGAAGAAGAAGUAAAAACAGAAUUGCUGCACAGCGCUGUCGCAAGAGAAAACUUGACUGCAUACAGAACCUUGAAUCAGAAAUUGAAAAGCUGCAAAAUGAGAAGGAGAGCUUGCUGAAGGAAAGAGAUCACAUUUUGUCGACUCUGGGUGAGACAAAGCAGAACCUAACUGGGCUUUGCCAGCAAGUCUGUAAGGAAGCAGCUCUAAGUCAAGAACAGAUCCAGAUACUCGCCAAAUACUCAGCCUCAGAUUGCCCACUUUCAUUUUUAAUUUCUGAAAAAGAAAAAAAUACUCCUCGUGGUGAACUUGCUUUACCAUCAAUUUUUAGUUUGUCUAACGGGCCUCCAGCUGUGCUGCCCCCUUGUGCCAGAGGAGAAGGUGAGUCCUGCUGUGCUGAGAGGCAGGAGUCACAGCCGCCGCCGCCUCCAGCCACCUCUGAGCAAGCUGGGCUUGGGCAGCAGUGCCGUCAGAGUGGCGGCAUAUCAGAUUUCUGUCAACAGAUGACCGAUAAGUGUACUACUGAUGAGUAAACUUUCAGACUUUUCCUUUAGACCAUCUGAUUUUCUACUGAAGUUUUGGCAUAGUCUUGAAAGCUAAUGUUUUCAUCUUUCGUUUAACAAUAUUGUUUUUUUGCCCUAGUCGUUGCCAUAAGGGAAUGUCUCUUAAGCCAACCUCAUUUCUCCUUGAUUUCCACAACAGACACAGAAAUAACUUCGCCUCUCAGAUAUCCCUCCCCCCAAAAAAAUCACA
Messenger RNA from Otolemur garnettii (small-eared galago), 2763 nucleotides. It is a transcript of the gene BACH1, whose product is annotated as BTB domain and CNC homolog 1. Gene Ontology annotation, biological process: regulation of transcription by RNA polymerase II. Lineage: Eukaryota; Metazoa; Chordata; Mammalia; Primates; Galagidae. The transcript is spliced from 5 exons. Bases 324 to 2543 code for a protein of 739 amino acids. The record is from RefSeq and is a predicted model, not a curated record. Gene Ontology annotation, molecular function: RNA polymerase II cis-regulatory region sequence-specific DNA binding; DNA-binding transcription factor activity, RNA polymerase II-specific; protein binding.